Molecule: messenger RNA, 2886 nt
Organism: Rhinocladiella mackenziei CBS 650.93
Lineage: Eukaryota; Fungi; Ascomycota; Eurotiomycetes; Chaetothyriales; Herpotrichiellaceae
Exons: 4
Coding region: 1-2886 (961 amino acids)
Source: RefSeq, a predicted model, not a curated record
AUGGCCCCUAAUACUGCGGACAAAGGAAAGGCUGAGCGAGACCUUCUGGAAAAAUACAACAUCGUGUUUCGUGGUCCAUCAUACCCUCCGCCAAGCCAUCAUUCUCGCUCGAUCCAAAGAAUUACUGAACUUGGAUCUCGACGAUUCUUAACUUAUGGCAUCGAUGAACAUGACCAUAACUCGAGAUCAAAUCUGUGGCGAUUGGAAAUAAAAGCACGAGCUGAAAGUCUUGUUGAGGUUGCUUCGCGACUGAUUCAUAAUCAGCCAUCAGAAAUGAAAUGGAGGCUGGAUGUCGAGACUCAAGUCUACAAACGCUUUGACCUAAACAUAGAGUGUCCCGAAUCAAGUUGCAAGCGCCGCUGGUGGAGAUCCGAAAUUGAAGUAGUUCCAGAGGCACCUGGGCCCAUUAGUGCGUCAUUAGUGGAGCGGCGGCGAACGCGUACUGCUUGCCUUUGUGAUGCUGAAACUAGGCUGGUGAAUCUAAUUGGCUUGAAUAAAGUUAUCUCGAAUCGAGCUGAUGAGCUUCUGAUCUAUGCUGGCGAGGCACAAUUCGAACUCAAAAAACAAAAGCCCGACCGUGUGUUCGGUUUACUGCAGACAAAUCGAUUUGGAAGAAUCCUUAAAAGACUCAUUCAGAACGUCCAAGACACCGUGGAUGACAAAGUCGAGAUAACCCCUUUUAGGCAUGGAAAUGAACCUUUACUCUUUCCAUUCCUCAUCACCGAAGCGAAGACAGAACGCGGAGAUAGCUUUGAGGCAUCUGCGCGUCAGACUGCUUUUCCCAUUUGGGCUCUUUUAAACCUCCAGCAGGAACUACAAAAAGCAGCAAAGCUAACUCUAAGGGAGCAAGGCGGACCCCUUGUCUGGUUCUUCUCAAAUAGGGGCGAGCAGUGGCAGUUAUAUGGAUGUUACACCACUCCAGAGGACAAUGCCAUGCCAAUAUCUUAUGAAAUCCAUAGCCUAUGGUCAGGACGGGUCGAUUCAUUGGAUGGUGCCCUCCAGAUUCUACUCAUUGUUGAUUACAUCUUUGAUUGGGCACGAGACCUCUAUCGACCUGGAAUAUACCGCUUGCUCAAUAGUAUCUAUUUAAGUGACUGGGACGAUGCUAUGAGUAUGGAGACGGAUAGUGAGAUUCACUCCCUCGCCCAUAGAUCUUCGAGCCGGAGGGGCCAAUCGCCGACAGCAUUGUCACAGAAGCAGAAUAUUCAGAGUUCUGAGAAUCUCGACAGUCAUGGAUUUGACGACAUUGCUCCGCUUUUCGACUUAAGGUUGUGGAAGCGAACCGAUAUGAACGAGUGCUGUUUCAGACCCAUCGGCAUAAUUGAGAAUUCUUUCCAAUGUCUCUACAUUACUGGAGACAAUAUUUGGGAUAUUCUCCGGCCAUUCGGCCAAAAGAGGGACCUUGACAAAAACGGGCCACUAAGAAUAUAUGUUCGGCAAUCAUGGCAGGCUCUGUGUCAGCAUCCUGUCAGAAUGUCGGAGAAGGCCAUCAGCCUCAUGGAAGAAUAUUGGACUGGGAAGGACAGAUAUCCGUGGCCGGCAAUGCCCAAAAGCAAUGACAACUUUGCAACAAUUGGCUUCCACGCAUAUUUCUCCAAGGACUGGAGGCAGAUGAGAGUUCUCAGCUGCCUGAGUUUUGACGAGGCUGCUCUUGCGAUUUUAGAGCAGUCCACUAGGUACAGUAGGACAAGCCCGGGUCAACGUGCGUUAAAGCGAAGGAUCGACGACGCGCAACGGCUAAAUGAGCAAGAUAUCGAAGAGAUGGUCCAGUCUUUAAGAGCAGGUUCCGUGCUGGAGAAUUUUACCGAAGCUCUCGAGCGAAGAGCGCAAGUGUUAGAUAAGGGUCAAGCCCUGAACUCUCGCUUCGAAUUUGUACGCGCUUCGCAAAUUCGAGUACAGAGCAUUACCUCUAAGGCUUAUAAGAUGCAUUCGAGAGACAUUAUGGAGCCGACCGAGCCAUAUCUCCGCUUUUCGAGUGAGUUCCGCGCUCAAGAUUUCCAAGAGACUCCAGUACUACCUCAGCAUUUCAGCUCAGCCCUUCGAGACCAGCUCCAGCCGCGGCCAACCAAUUAUCUUCUACGCGAGAAUCUAAACAAAGAAUGCCCCAUAAUGACUUGCAGCAGUAAUUCCGACGGAGCAGGCGGUCAAAAUGUUAUUGACUUUUGCAUUUUUAUUACAGAGACAGCGCAGGAAGUUCCUGACGUAUCACGCCAACUAGAUAUUGUUGCUGCAACGAUCAAAGCCGGAAACUUCCUUGUUACAUAUAACGGAGCUUACAACUGCCCUCAAGACGAGACCCCGAGAAACUUGGACAAGGAGCCGUUUGCGAGGCAAGCCCUACUUCGAUGGUACAGACGUCUCCUGCAAGAACAUUUAAUUGCUGUUGGCACAGCUACGCCUAAACUCGAAUUUAUUUGCACGGAUCCAUUCAACGACCUCUCUUUGGCGAAUAUAGAUGAGCAUAUUCCUCGCCAGUUAAGCAACCAUGACAGAAAAGACAUACAGGAUAAUCACAAGUCCGGCAACAAGAGACCGAAAACUCAUCACGCCAAAGCUGGAAAAGCAGAAAAGAGGGCCGAAGAAAAUGGCCAAGGAAAGGCCGAAAAAAUUAUCCAAAGAGGGAUCGAAGAAAAGAUGGAAGAAGAGAUUGAAGAACGCGACGACGACUGUUAUAUUGUUGAACCUCCAGUAUCAAAACAGUUACGGGCUUUAAGUCAUCGGGCACAUAAUGUUGCAGAUUCGUCUCUGGGCACGGAGAUGAACUGUCCCGAACCUGCAGCCCAGCUUAAAACAGCGGCUGAGGCUGCUGAGGAUAAAAGGCUUCAAGAGUUCUGGAAGAAAUAUCCCCAGUUCCGUCCAGGCCCAGCGACGGCGAGGCGGGGGUAA